CAAGUAUUGAUAAUGAUGGAAAAUAAAAAUAAAAUAUUGUUUUUAUUAUAAUCGCCAGGGUGCUCAACAGUUAGACUUUGACCUUUUUAUUAAGUCUGUGUUCCGUGUUCUUCCAUCACCGAACAAUUUGGGUCGUGGUUUGACGGUGAAAAUCGCCGUACGUUCCACCCAAUUACGUUAAAAAGAGUCAUGGCAUCGAAUUUAUUAAAAAACAUUGUUAAGUUGGAUACUUUAUCCAUAUCACAUAAUGUAUGCUUACCAAUUAGAUAUUUGGCUACAGCAACACCUCGUAUUAAAGAUAAGACUGGUAAAAAUAUUGUAUUUGUUGAUGGGGUAAGAACACCUUUCUUAUUGUCUGGAACUGAUUAUUCAUCUUUGAUGCCUCAUCAAUUAGCUAAAGAAUCUCUCUUGAGUUUGAUGAGGAAAACAAAUAUUCCACGAGAAGUAGUUGAUUAUAUAGUGUAUGGAACUGUUAUUCAAGAAGUAAAGACAAGUAAUAUUGCACGCGAGGCAGCACUUGCAGCUGGAUUUCCAUACUCAGUUCCAGCUCAUACUGUUACAAUGGCUUGUAUCAGCUCAAACCAAGGUAUAACUACUGGUAUUGGGUUAAUUGCAGCAGGUGCAUAUGAUGUUGUUGUAGCGGGAGGAGUAGAAUUUAUGUCUGAUGUCCCAAUUAGGCAUUCUCGUAAAAUGAGAAGUUUACUGUUGAGAGCUAAUAAAGCUAAAACUCCUCUAGAUAAAUUAAAAUUGCUUUCUACUUUCAGACCUAAUUUUCUCAUGCCAGAGUUACCAGCUGUUGCUGAGUUUAGUUCAGGUGAAACUAUGGGUUAUUCAGCUGAUCGAUUGGCUGCUGCAUUCAAAGUAACACGUGAAGAACAAGAUCAAUAUGCAGUCCGUUCUCAUACCAUGGCUAAACAAGCACAAGAAAAGGGAUACUUAACAGAUAUUAUUCCAUUCAGGGUGCCAGAUUCUUCAAAAGUUAUUAGAGCAGACAAUGGUAUUAGAGUAUCGCCAAUAGAUAAACUUGCUAAGCUUAAGCCAGCUUUUAUUAAGCCUCAUGGUACUGUAACAGCUGCUAAUUCAUCAUUUUUGACUGAUGGUGCAUCUGCUUGUCUCAUAAUGACUGAAGAGAAAGCUAAGCAAUUAGGUCUUAAGCCUAAAUUAUAUUUAAGAGAUUUUACUUAUGUUGCUCAAGAUCCUCUUGAUCAAUUAUUGCUUGGACCAACAUAUGCUACACCCAAAGUAUUAGAAAAAGCUGGAUUAACAGUGAACGAUAUUGAUGUAUGGGAAGUACAUGAAGCUUUUGCGGGUCAAAUAAUGGCUAAUUUAAAAGCUAUGGAUAGUGAUUUCUUUGCGCAAAAAUACAUGAAUAGACAAAGUAAAGUUGGCGUUCCAGAUUUGUCUAAAUGGAAUACUUGGGGAGGAUCACUAAGUAUUGGUCAUCCUUUUGCUGCUACAGGAGUUCGUUUGACUGUGCACACUGCUAAUAGAUUAGUAAGGGAAGAUGGUCAGUUUGGCCUUAUUGCAGCUUGUGCCGCUGGAGGACAAGGUGUUGGCAUGAUUGUAGAAAGGCAUCCUGAUGCAACUGCAUUAUAAUUUAUUACAGAAAAUAUCCUCGUGGAAAUUGGGUUAAAAGAUACAUAUUAUACAGUUUAAUACAAAUAUAAUAUUAUUGUUUUUCAGCUUUAAUAUUUUUUCAUUAAUAAGUUAAUUUAUAUUAUUUUACUGCCUUUUUUAUUUUAUUGUAAGAAGAUACUAUUUUUGAUUUCUAUCUAUUAAAAUUAAUUUGUUUGAAAGUAAUAUAUAUUUUUAUGUGUUCUA
Molecule: messenger RNA, 1821 nt
Organism: Daktulosphaira vitifoliae (grape phylloxera)
Lineage: Eukaryota; Metazoa; Arthropoda; Insecta; Hemiptera; Phylloxeridae
Gene: Mtpbeta
Product: trifunctional enzyme subunit beta, mitochondrial
Exons: 9
Coding region: 190-1596 (468 amino acids)
Biological process (GO): fatty acid beta-oxidation
Molecular function (GO): acyltransferase activity, transferring groups other than amino-acyl groups
Source: RefSeq, a predicted model, not a curated record